AGCGUCUGUUGUUCGCCAGCCCAACGAACGACGAUGGAGGGCAGUGAGAACAGAACUACGACGUGCUAAUAAGGACGUACUGCCGCUGCGAGACAGACGCCGCUGCAGUGCCGCUGCACGCUUGGCGCUUCGUCAACGAGACCCAAGGGACCGUCCGUGGCGCCUGUGGUUUUGUCGCGACGCCCGCCGCCAUUGGGGGCGCGUGCAGGCUCAAUUGGCCCGUUUGCCCCUGCGCGACGUCAUUCGACGGCAACGAUAGGCGACGUGGUCGAGCAAGGCAAUCAAUUGGGUGCGAGCGCGGCUUGAUGAUGAUUCGGUUGUAAAAAAGCGCUGCUGCCGCUGCCGCGGACGUGAGGUGACUGACGACUGGCAAUGUCCAUGUUCAUUGAGCUCAGCUGUUAUAAGACUUGUGAGUGACUGACUUCAGCAGGUCAUGAUCCAUCGAUCCACGCCCGCUACCUACCCGCCCCAGAAAAUUUUAAGCGUCGUCGGCCCGUCAAAUCAGCCCACCACCGCCAACCUCGAAUCGAGCUUCGUCCCUUCCUCUUCUCCUUUCAACACAUAGAGCAUUGCCGUCGCAGCUUCCACAUCUUCCACUUGCAGGUCAACUGAAUCCCAGUCACUGCCGCCGCCGCCGCCGCCAUGAAGAGAAAGGCCGAGAGCCAGGCCAGCAACGGCUCCGCGGCCACCCACAAAAAGUCCAAGACGACUAAUGGUACCAGCAGCAGCAGCAAAAGCAGCAGCACCCUCUCCGCCGACGAGUCCCGCAAGCGCUUCCGCGCCGGCCUCUUCGACACGGCCGUCCUCGAUGCCUACACGGGCGAGUACGCCUCGUCGGCGCCCUAUAAGCACGCCGUCAUCCACGACCUCGUCGACGAUGCGCUGCUGCGCGCCGUCCGCGACGAGAUCCGCGCCAACGUCGAGUUCACCCCCAAGGAGACCGACAUCUACAAGAUCCACCAGUCGGGCGACCUCGCCAACCUCGACGGCCUCGACGACGCCUCACUGGCCAAGCUGCCAUCCUUGCUCGCCCUGCGCGAUGCCGUCUACUCCGAAACCUUUCGCAACUACGUCUCCUCCAUCACCGGUUGCGGGCCCCUUAGCGGCCGCAAGACAGACAUGGCCAUCAACAUAUACACCCCGGGCUGCUUCCUCCUCUGCCACGACGACGUCAUCGGCAGCCGCCGCGUCAGCUAUAUCCUCUACCUCACCGACCCGGACACGCCCUGGCGGCCCGAAUGGGGCGGCGCACUGCGCCUCUUCCCCGUCCAGAAGCAGGAGAACAAGCACGGCGACGGCGACGUCGCCAAGACGCCCCUGCCCGACGUCGUCAAGGUCAUCCCUCCAGCCUGGAACCAGCUCAGCUUCUUCGCCGUUCAGCCCGGCGAGAGCUUCCACGACGUCGAGGAGGUCUACCACGCCGACACCAAGGAGCAGCUAAAAAAGGACGGCGGACGCGUCCGCAUGGCCAUCAGCGGCUGGUUCCAUAUCCCCCAGAUCGGCGAGGACGGCUACGUCGAGGGCGAGGAGGAGAAGAACGCCAAGAACAGCAGCCUCAUGCAGCUUCAGGGGAACCCCGCCCAGUACGACGCCCCGCGACCCCAGCCCGUCAGGGUCGAGAACCCUAAGCCUAGUCAGGGCUUUGAGCAGGCUGACCUUGAGUUCCUGCUCAAGUAUAUCGCGCCGACCUACCUGACCCCCGAUACGCUAGAGCAGAUUCAAGAGCACUUUGAGGAGAACUCGAGCAUUACCCUCGCCAACAUUCUCUCCAAGAAGUUCGCGCAGCGCCUUAAACGCUACGUCGCUGAGCAGGAGACCGUGGCGCUGCCUCAAGACAGGGCCAGCAUCGAGAAGCUAUCGGCCUGGCACGUAGCCCGCCCGCCUCACAAGCACCGCUACCUCUACCAGCACCCCAGCCAGCUGCGUUCCUCCCACGAAGAGUCGCCGCUCACCGAGCUGCUCGACAUCCUCCUCCCCAGCCGCCAGUUCCGCCACUGGCUGCAGAUCGCCACGGGCUGCACCGUCGAGAGCGCCGACGUCAUCGCCCGUCGCUUCCGCCGCGGCCAGGACUACACACUGGCCACCGGCCACGACGGCAAGCCCCGCUUGGAGCUCAACCUCGGCAUCACCCCGACCUCUGGUUGGGGCGACGAAGACGAAGAGGAAGAUGACUCUGCUCUCGCUGCUGCCGAGGCCGCCGAGAAGCACAAGGCUGCCGCGUCCAAGCCCAACGGCAAGGACAAGGGCAAGGACAAGGCUAAAGCCGAGCAGCCGGAACCCUCCGAUCCCGCCGACGGCGCCGAGGCCGACGACGACGAGGUGGGCGGCCACGAGGUGUACAUGGGCGGCGACGACGACGACGCCGAGGACGCCGCCAUCUACAAGUCGAGCGGCGACGACGACAACAUCCUCUUCUUCCAGGCCGCCGCCUGGAACAAACUCACCAUUGUCCUGCGCGACAGCGGCGCUCUCAAGUUCGUCAAGUACGUCAGCCGCAAGGCCAAGGGCGACCGCUGGGACAUUUCGGGCGUCUUUGAGGUCGAGGAGCAGGAUGAUGACGAGGAUGGCGACGAUGAGGGCGGCGGCGACCGUGGCAAUGGGGAGGGAGGGGCGCCCGCGGAUGGGCUUUCGGACGACGAGGAAGAGUUCAACGGCUUCUCCGACUCAGCGGACAGCGAGUCCGACUAGGUUUCAUUCAGUCUACUUCCCGCAUGGGCGGCAAUGUGUUUUUGACAUGUAUUGCAUGUAAAAGCGUGGUGGGUAUAUUCAUUUGGGUUGGAUGCUGUCUGCACCCCAACCGAUAGUCAUGGUUCAUUUGCCGUCGUGUACAAUGUACAUGAAAAGGCCC
Messenger RNA from Purpureocillium takamizusanense, 2848 nucleotides. It is a transcript of the gene NUA3, whose product is annotated as putative component of NuA3 histone acetyltransferase complex. The transcript has 2 exons. Gene Ontology annotation, biological process: regulation of translational termination; peptidyl-proline hydroxylation. Gene Ontology annotation, cellular component: cytoplasm. Lineage: Eukaryota; Fungi; Ascomycota; Sordariomycetes; Hypocreales; Ophiocordycipitaceae. Bases 643 to 2688 code for a protein of 681 amino acids. The record is from RefSeq and is a predicted model, not a curated record. Gene Ontology annotation, molecular function: iron ion binding; L-ascorbic acid binding; peptidyl-proline dioxygenase activity.